CUUAAUAAACAUUGCCCAAAGUCUGCUGCGCAAGAAAAAGGAAACGUAUUGAAAUCACUGUACUUGAAAGAUAGUUUAGUUUUAGAAUGUGUAGUGUUGUCUCGUAACUUAAAUAAGUAAUUGUAAAUAUGGUUAACUUGUGCAAUUUGCUCGUGAAGUACAGUCACUUCAGUAAGGUAGAUGAUGAUGUGUUUGUGUACAUCGAUCGCAUAUUGGAAAACGCAUAUGAAAUACACAACAAACAACAUAAGGCGAAGAUCGAAAUUGAUUACCUCAAUAAGCAGCUUGAAGAAAAACGGCAUCGUACGGCCGAAAUCGCCGAAAGAAGUCCCUCCAAAGCGUUGGCUAAAAAACGAAAAGUCCGCUCCGUUGAUGCAUCGUAUUCGGAACUUAAGGAGAACAUUUCAGUGCUGGAAGACUCUCGCAUUAUUGCGUACAAAUCAGACCCAGAAACGUCUACUACUGCAGCGUCCAUUCUCGAACAGAAUAUAAUCGAUUCGGAAGAAUCCUUUUUCGCCCUCACACAAAGUCCUCCCAGAAAGGACUUGCCUGAAUGUUUAAAUACUUCAGCAUCCGAGCAGACAGCUCAGCAAGCAAUGAACACUUGCUCAACGAAUGUUUCGAAACCUUUGGGAAAUAUUCUUCGCGCAAGUCGUCUGAGUAAUGAGUUUCCAUCUCCUGACCCUGCGCUUAGAAUGGAACAAAAGUCUACAGGCUCUAGCACACCGAAGGGAGCGAGCGGAAAAUGGACGUCGAAAAAGCAAAAUGUAACAAAAGGAACCCCCAAAACGGAACAAACACCUGUUACGCUGAAGCGUUUCCAUUCCCUGCUCGAGGGGAAUCGGUUGCGUCAGACGAAACUGUAUUUUGCCGAUCCCGAGAAGCCGUCGGUUAAGAAAACGGUAGCGGAAUUGUCGACCAGCGAUGAGACACUGAUGAAUGAUUUUGUUAUUCCAACGCCGCCUUCUGCAUCAAACCGGUCAAAAUUUCUACGCAGUUUACGGAUGAAAAAACAGUCCACUUUGAUCGAAGGUGCUGCUGGCCAGGAUCGGCCUGUUCAAAGGAGUAAUACGAUGGUCAACGAAAGCAAGAUGAAAGGUGGCAAUCCCCAAACAGCCAAUGAUGACGAUUAUGAUAUUGAUCAGACAUUUUGCUCGGGUGCAGAAAUCAAAAAAGAGCCAAUGACUCAACCUAAAUCAGCAAAGUUGAAACAUCCGAUGGCCAAACGGGAAGAUAUUGCCAUUCAAAGCACCGAUAUCAACUACGUUGAUGAGGACAGCCCCGGUGUCGUUAUUGUGCCACCGAAGGAAGAAACAAUUAUUAGCAUUGCUGAAUCACAACCACCUGAGAAUGGAUUAUUUAUGGGUACAUUGCAUGAUGUGAGAGCAAAAUGGAAAGAUGCAGAUGCGUUCGGACAGUCGAUAAUAACGGCCAAAAUAAAACGCGAUAAAAAAGGAAUGUUACCAACGUUGGGAGCAACGGUUCAGCCGCAAUGUGCCACCUUCGGCCGAAUUCCGCAAGGUUUGUGUAGUGAGUGCUCUAAGCUUUAUCAUUUUCAUACUUCCUGCGGUGUUUCGGACGAUACGGCGCGUUCGAAGCUUCCGCGAGGGUGCCGUUCGUGUCGUUUGGCUCAGCUUCACAGUACGCCGCCCGGAUUUUGGGAUCCCGAUUUUCUUCCCACCCAGAAAUGAUUCGGGCCAUCCUUAGCCAUCGAUGUGCCAUUCGACUAUAUAUUGCACAUGUUAUCUAUUGUUAUGUUUAGUUGCGUUGAUAAAAUUCAAUUCAAUAUAUAAUUUCUGAAAAGAA
Molecule: messenger RNA, 1806 nt
Organism: Anopheles coustani
Lineage: Eukaryota; Metazoa; Arthropoda; Insecta; Diptera; Culicidae
Exons: 3
Coding region: 129-1691 (520 amino acids)
Source: RefSeq, a predicted model, not a curated record